This is a messenger RNA of Bactrocera tryoni, 2768 nucleotides long. RefSeq names its product tubulin-specific chaperone cofactor E-like protein (gene mlt). Lineage: Eukaryota; Metazoa; Arthropoda; Insecta; Diptera; Tephritidae. The record is from RefSeq and is a predicted model, not a curated record. The transcript has a single exon. Gene Ontology annotation, molecular function: alpha-tubulin binding. Bases 752 to 2395 code for a protein of 547 amino acids. Gene Ontology annotation, biological process: protein folding.
CCAAACAGUCAGUGAGCCAGUGAACCAGUGAAGGCAGUAGCGCGCAGCAAUUUAGUUUGCAUUUGUUUUCUUUGUUCAAAACAAUACAAAAUUAAUUUAGUGCGCAAUAGAAAUUAUAUACAAUUUUUACAAUUUCAUUUUUACAAUUGUCGAUGAAAAUUACGUCACAUACAAUCACAAGCAUUGCCGUUGCUUGAAGAAAUGAAAAGCGAAUAAAUCAAAAAUAUGUGAAUAAACAGAACGCUACAAAAGCAAAACGAUUUGAAAGAAGUGAAAUAAUAUAAACGCCAUAAAAUCUGAAAUACAUACACAAAAGGCAAAAGGGAUUUUCGAGUGCAAUUUUGGAAACAAAGCGUAACGCGAAAAACGAACGAGACAAAGUUAUAAAACACCAGCAAAAGCCAGCAAUUGGCUUCGCCUUGCAGCGAGUGCCUACGAAUGCAUUUUGCUCAUAUGUGCCAAAACUCAAGUGUCCACGACGAUUCAUCGUACAUAGUGGUCGGUGUUGGUAACGAUAUCGUCGUCGCUGUCGGAGCGAGUGCAUGCAGGCGCGGAAGCUUUCGGAGGUGGUGUCGGAGUCAGAGCAGCAGCAGCAGCCACAGCCGCUGGAACAGGAAGAGCAGUGCUUGCACUGUUAGUCGCAGUCGUAGCCACCACAUUAGAGGUAGCUGUAGGAGCUUUUAUACUCAUUAUAACGUUAGUCGUAGGAGCCUUUGUUUUGCGGAUACGGGUGCGCGUAAACGUCAUCAAUAUGCCAUCACUACUGGAAGCAUUGGAACGAAAAUAUUUCACCGAUUGUCAAUUAGAGAAUCUAAACGACGACGAUGCAGCUGCUGAAACAGAAAAGAGCCUCAUAUCCAUUUAUAUACCACGUCUGCCACCGCUGGUCAGCGUGCCCGAAUUGCUGGUAUUGAACGACUGUGACAUUGACUGUGCGGGUGAUUUCGAAGCCAUAAAAGAGAAAUGUCGCCGCGUGCGCGAGCUAGAUCUGGCACAGAAUAAGCUGAAUGAUUGGCAAGAGGUCUUCCACAUACUCGAGCAUAUGCCGCGUGUGGAGUUUCUCAAUUUGAGUAAAAACCAUCUGGUCGGCCCAAUAUGCAAUCCAACCACCCUACCCACCAACAGUUUAAGGAGCAUGGUGUUGAACGGCACAUACCUGGAUUGGCCAUGUGUUGAGGUGUUGUUGGACAAUUUGCCAUUGUUAGAGGAAUUACAUCUCAGUUUGAAUGACUACAAAGAGGUGCUUAUCGAUUCAAUCGAGUGUGCGAGUGCUGGUGAUGAGCGCGAGGAUGAUGUUGUCGUCAAAGCGGCGCAUGCUGUCGUUGACGACGAGGUAACCGAGUGCAACGAGCGUAACGACAACAACAAACAAAGUGACUCACACAAAUUAACCCUCACAACAAUAACGACAGCUGAAGCAACAGCAGCGGCUACAACAGAAACAGAAACACCCGCAACCCCACCACCAACACCAACUUCCCCCACGGGCAGCUACACCGAACCACGCUGUAAGCGCAUACAACCACAUCGAAAACUGAAAACACUACAUUUCACCGGCAAUCCCGUCGAAAGUUGGCUCGAAAUUUGCCGUUUGGGACGCGUAUUUCCCAGCCUCGAGAAUUUAGUGCUCGCUGACUGCCCCAUCAAAGCCAUACAAGCUGAUGCGGGCACCGGUGCUGGCGCGCCAACGACAGCGGGCGCGUGUGCCACCAAUAACAAUGACUGCACGCCCGUCUGCGAAGAAGACGUCGAAAUGUCCAAUAAAACGGAAUGUCCGCAUAAGCAUUUCCACAAUCUACAAUUUCUCAAUCUCAGCUACUCGAACAUAAGCGCUUGGGAUGACAUCGAUCAGAUUGCGAAAUUUCCGAAAUUGCACAAUUUGCGUGUUAAAAACUGGCCGCUGUGGGAGCGUCUGGAGUGCACCGAACACGAACGUCGUCAGCUGUUAAUUGCGCGUUUGCCGAAUGUCAGCCUACUCAACGGCGGUGGCGUGAUCAGCGCCGACGAACGCGAAGAUGCCGAACGCGCUUUCAUACGUCACUACAUGGACAAGCCCGAAUGGGAGCGUCCGAAGCGCUACGACGAAUUGGUAGCGAAACAUGGCAAACUGGAUCCGUUAGUUAACAUAAAUCUUAAGCCUGAGAAACGCCUAAAAGUAUUCAUUACCUAUAAGGAUAAGACGGAAACGCGCCUGCUCGACGUCUACUGCACUGUGAGCGAUCUGAAGACGAGGUUGGAGAAACUGAUCGAUUUGCCAGCAAAUAAAAUGCGUUUGUAUUAUGUCGAUCAAGAUUUCAAGGAGUUCGGACCGGAAUUAAUGAAAUACCCCAACAAGCGGCUGUACAGUUAUAAUAUACAAGCGGGCGAUGAAAUCAUUAUCGACGAGAAGAAAUAAGCGCAGUCGGCAUACCUAUUCUAAAUACAUACAUACAGACACACAUACACAUGCAAACAUAAAUACACUUAACGACUUUAUUGCAGCUGAAUAUGAUGCGAUGCUUUUAAUUAUAUAGGACAAUGUAAAUAUUUUGUAAAGUUAAUAUACGAGUAUGUAGUUUUAAAGGUACCUUGUAUUUGAAAGGAAUGGUAGCAACAAAAAAAAACAAAAACAAAGCGCUAUUUACGAAACAAACUGCUGUGGUACACAAGCGUGCUAUAUGAAUUAAUAUACGCGUACACACAUACUUACAUACAUACGUGUCGGUGUGUAUGUACGCGUGCGUAUGUAAUAUACAAAUAAUAAUAAAAUAAUGGAAAUAUUAAACUAA